CAUUCGUUGUUUAUUUCCCGAAAACAGAGAUUAUAAAAAAGAAAUGGAGAGAACAAAAAAGAUAGCUCUGAUUCAGGAGCCACUCUCCGCUAACUGUGGCGCUAAAUCGUUCGUUCCUUUUUUCUUUUUCGAAAUCUAUUUUUAGCUUUUGUUGUUUCUUGUAAUAAUUUAUCUGUAUUGUAUUUCUCUACGCGUUCGUUGUAAUUUCUCUCUGGUCUCACUUCUCCGAAUUGCGUCGUUGCAGAUUUUCUAGGCCGCUGCAAUCUCCUCCCCCGUUUUCUUGUUCUUCGCAUUUGAAGAUUUUUUGUUUUUUCUCUCGAGGGGGAGGGGAUUUUUGCGCCGUUUGCUUGCUUGCUUAGGGUUUUCUUGUCUUAAUCUCUCCGAUACCGGAGGGGGAGGAUGCUUCUCCUUCUGUUUCGGUGAGGGAUUUUUAGUUUUCGCGGCGAGGGAAUGCCUGGGAUUAUUGUUAAUUGAUUUGGGUUUGGCGAUAUGAGUUGCUUUUCUUGUAUUAAUCCUCGAACUACAGACGGUAGCCGGGUCGAAAUUGAUAAUGGUGUUCGAAUUGAUUCCGAUAAUGGCGUUCGAAUUGAUUCCGGGUGUUCUGUUAAUUCCUCAGGUUCAGGUUCGGGUUCAGGGAGGGGAAAAGAAGCGCCUCGGAACAACAGUGGAAUCACUCCGAAGGGUGAGCGAGCUCGUAGUUUCACGUUCCGUGAACUCGCCACAGCCACAAGAGGUUUCAAGGAAGUGAAUUUGCUUGGAGAGGGUGGUUUUGGACGCGUUUACAAAGGACGUCUGGAAACAGGAGAAAUUGUUGCAGUUAAACAGCUUAAUCGUGAAGGGCUUCAGGGUUUUCAGGAAUUCAUUGUGGAGGUUCUCAUGUUAAGCUUGUUACACCAUCCCAAUCUCGUCACCUUGACUGGUUACUGCACUGAUGGAGAUCAAAGGCUUUUGGUUUAUGAGUACAUGCCUAUGGGAAGCCUUGAAGAUCAUCUUUUUGAUUUGGGUCCUGACGUAGAGCCACUGAGUUGGAAUACAAGGAUUAAGAUUGCAGUUUCUGCUGCCCGAGGCCUUGAGUAUCUCCACUGUAGAGCAAAUCCUCCAGUCAUAUACCGUGACUUGAAAUCAGCAAAUAUCUUACUGGACAAUGACUUUAAUCCAAAGCUUUCAGAUUUUGGACUAGCUAAACUGGGACCUGUUGGUGACAAUACUCACGUUUCAACCAGAGUAAUGGGAACAUAUGGAUAUUGUGCUCCAGAGUACGCCAUGAGUGGCAAAUUAACCCUUAAAUCUGAUAUUUACAGCUUUGGUGUGGUUCUGCUUGAGAUUAUUACAGGGCGCAAGGCAAUUGAUAUGACAAGGAAACCAGGGGAGCAGAAUUUAGUUGUUUGGUCCCGUCCUUUCCUAAAAGACCGCAAAAAGUUUGUGCAAUUAGUUGACCCCCUGUUGGAAGGACAUUUCCCUCUUCGAUGUUUGCAACACGCAGUUGCAGUUACUGCAAUGUGUCUUCAGGAGCAACCAUCAGUUCGCCCUCUUAUUAGUGAUAUUGUUGCAGCACUCGAGUAUUUGGCCUCUCAGAGUUAUAGACAUGAACAACGCAAUGGUAGGAAUCACAGUCCAUCACAAUCAUCAUCACCUCUACAACAGAAUAGUGACACCGAUGCCCAGGAAUCAAAUCCCAGAAAUUGCUAAACUUCUGUUUGGAGGUUGCUCUAUAGAAGUUGCUGAAAAAGCCAUGUGUAUAGACAUGUGAAACUUGCAAGAUAAAAAGCAAUUGAAGCAUGCUUUGCGAUGUAACAUAUGCAUUUAAAAGGAUACGUAUAUAACCUGUACAAAAAUACAGUACAAGUAUUUGGUUCAAAGGAAAAGGGUCUUUUGGAGAAACAUGUUUACACAUGUCAGCAAAAGCAGCUUCGUUUAAGGUACAAAUCAACCUCUGCUGUUUCAUUCAAGUUAAUUUAUCAACCUCCCGUUCGCCGCGAAGCUGCGUGGGACAUCCCAAGGUACAUAUAGGUGUGUAAUUUGCUCUGAUGCAUUUGUAGAUCCGUAAAUGGUAACUGUAUGUAGCUUGCAAGAGGGUCCUUGAAUUCUUUUUUUUUACCCCAAUCAUCUAUACUAUUUAUAUAUGUUUUUAAGAGAGGUGAAGAAAGUGCCCCCCUAUACAAUACUCUUCAUAUGUAAUGGGAAAUAUGAGUUAUGUUACGAAUAAUUCAAGCAUUUCUCUUCUUUUGCAA
This is a messenger RNA of Momordica charantia (bitter melon), 2231 nucleotides long. Its product is annotated as putative serine/threonine-protein kinase PBL21. Gene Ontology annotation, molecular function: ATP binding; protein kinase activity. Lineage: Eukaryota; Viridiplantae; Streptophyta; Magnoliopsida; Cucurbitales; Cucurbitaceae. The record is from RefSeq and is a predicted model, not a curated record. Gene Ontology annotation, biological process: protein phosphorylation.